UAUUGUUACGAAUUAAAAAUAUGAUGCAAAUUAAAUUAUGUUAUUUAUAAGAUAAUAAUGGAUGAAUUAAUUGAUUGAAGUAAUGAGUAAAUGUUUUAAAUGAUUGAGAAAUUAUAUGUUGAGGAGAAUUUCACAAAUAAUAUAACUAUAUAUAUUGGAAUAGAAUAGAAAGAUAUAGUAUUUGGAUACAGUCGUUUAAUUGAAAACAAACAAUUAGAUUUCAAAGUUAAAAAAGAACAAAAUAAAAUUGAGACCGGAAAUAGGAUUCAAAGUAAUUAAAUUAAAGUGAAUGUGAUCAUUUACAGAAAGUGGUUGUACUAUGCCAUCGUAGGAUAACAACCCAAUAGGUUCCAUGGUCACAAAAUGUGAAGUUUGAACAAACUGAUAUCACGGAAUUUGGAAUAAGAUGUACACAAUAGAAUAUAAUCGAACUACAGAUUAAGGAUAAAAUGACUUGUUGUAUCCAAAUACUAGCAUAGCAUUUAGCACAAUGACAAGAUGUUUCCAAAAAAUAAAUAGAAGUAUGCUCAUAAAAAAGUAACAUACUGGCCGCAUACUGGAAAAAUAAAAAACAAUGACAAAAACAAAAAAUGACACUUUGGAUAUGCUCAGAGUUCUGUUAAUUAUACCUUUAACUAUGCACAUCAAACUGACAAUAUUUAAAUAAAAUAUUUUUCAGCCAAAAAAAAAAAAAAAAAAUUACUCUCACAAAACAGAAAGUUCAACAGAAUUCCUUUAGUUAUACCUUUAAUUAUGCACUUCAAAUUGACACUAUUUAAACAAAACAUAUUUUAGACAAAAAAAAACAAACAGGAAAUUGAACAUUUCAAAAGAUGCCUAAAAUCUUUCAAGAAAUGAAUAAAAGAAGAGAAGUUUUUUUUUUUAAAAUUUCAUUUUUGCAUUUAAACAGAAUGCAUAAAAAACAAAGAUACAAAAGAAGGAUGAAUUUAAAUGGUGAUAAGAUAAAUACAGAAGGAAUGCUUAAAUUAAAUAUUAAAGAAAGUUUUAAAAGUAUGAAAAGGUAGAUAUGAAGGACAUUGAAAUUAGCAAAAAUUAAGAUUUUGAGAAGUUGUAAAAAAAAAAAGAAUAAAUUUCCUCGAUAUGGGCUGCAUCUCGGAAAGAGAAAGGCAGAAGAUUCGAAAGAGAAUGCGUGACAAUAUACAAAAGCAUCUGUUGAUUUGUACAAAUCCAGACAAGAAAUGACCAAUUAAAAUUCAAGAAGCAGAGAGUUUGAAAAUCGGACGAUUUGGAUUGGCUACAUGUGCCCCCCUAAAAAAUAAAUGAAGAAAAUAGAAAGUUGGGGAUGGAGGGGUAUCUCUCCUCACGAGAAGGGCAAUAUCCGUUGACCCAGCAAUGAAGGGCGAAUAAAAAGUUAAUAUUCUUUUCGAAAAGGAAAGUGAAAUUUUGCCAGACAAAAUAUAUUCAACAUAUUUGUGUUAAAAUUGGGAAAAGUCCCUUAAUUUAAGGAAAAUCACUUGAAAGUUUCCCAUUAAAUGAACUCAUACAGUUAUAAAAAAUUGAGAUCAAAUAAAGGUUUCAAAAAUUUAAAGUGAAGAUUUAAAUAAAAGAGUAAUUGUAACAUUACACUAAGUGUAACUGUAACAAAUAUGUAUUUUUUUUUACUGAUAACAUUAUUAUUCCACUUUUUAAUCUUUUGCUUACAGCUGGUACAAUAAGUGAACCAGAAAAGGCUUAAUCAUGCUAAGUGAUGUAAGCAAGAUAUGAGAUGCAAGUUAUGAGAUAGAUCAUGGAUGCCUCUUCCAAAGGAAAACCAAAAACAGUCCCCUUUCAAACUGUGACCAGAUAUCGCUCCCGUGCGGCAAUAACAUCUAAAAUCAUGCCUUCUCCUGUAGUAGUAGUGAAAAAAUUGAGUCCGUCUCAGUAUGCUAAACGAAAAGUUUCAUCACCAAAGAACAGUCAAGAUGCAUCAGCAGUCAGGAUUAGCGAUGAAUCUAAGAAGCGGGAGAAUGCGGCUCGUUCAUGUCAUCCUUCUACUAGUAAAGUUGAUAAGUCAAGUUCAGCUCCUAAAAAGGCAAAGAUGAAAAAAACGGAGCCAAGACUCUCAACCAAGACUAUUUCUGCAGUUGCCAAGAAAAAGACGGGUAGACCAAAGAUGGCAAAUAAAACAAACUCUAAAACUUCUCAUUCCUCAUCUGAUCAAGCUUGCAAAGGUUCUAAGAGUUGCCAGCAUUGCAGAACAAAGGACGAAACCAUAAGUUAUCUGCAAAGCAGAGUCAAGUUUUUGGAAGUGGAGGAAGCAUCUAUUCUAAGGAGGCAACCAAUAUAUGAAGGUUUUGGUUUCCCUCUUGCACUGAACCUCUGAUUUAUGCAUCGAACCCAUAAAUCACCAGAAAGGGGAAGUGAAGAUCUACCAAAACCAUUGAGUGACCGUUAGUGACGCUCCUCCCUU
This is a messenger RNA of Parasteatoda tepidariorum (common house spider), 2410 nucleotides long. Lineage: Eukaryota; Metazoa; Arthropoda; Arachnida; Araneae; Theridiidae. The record is from RefSeq and is a predicted model, not a curated record.